Zeugodacus cucurbitae (melon fly) is the source of this 756-nucleotide messenger RNA. It is a transcript of the gene Sgs5, whose product is annotated as salivary glue protein Sgs-5. The transcript is spliced from 3 exons. The record is from RefSeq and is a predicted model, not a curated record. Bases 115 to 591 code for a protein of 158 amino acids. NCBI's taxonomy places the organism in Eukaryota, Metazoa, Arthropoda, Insecta, Diptera, Tephritidae.
AUUUGGCGAAAAGCAGCCAGCUCAAUUUGGAAAAUAGCGGUAUGAAUAAUUUUAGUGUUUCUAGUUGACUACAUACAAGUAGUUUAUUGAUUAAAAUUCGGGAGCUUUAAGAAAAUGUUGUUCAAUCGAAAUAUGUUUGUGUUUUUUCUGCUAAUAACGGGAUUUGCGUUAGCUGUGAAUUCGCAACAGUUGCUGGAAGCGAUCGCUACCGGAAGACCCGUGUGCCCGGAGCGGUGCAAUAUGGCCUUCCGAUGCGAUCCUUACUAUAGCGGUCCACCGGUGUGGACGAUAGUAGAUGGUGUUUGCAGACUUUUCAAGACAGACUGCCUCUUUGCUAGCACCAACUGUAAUCGUCAGAAUGAGUGUUUACCAAAGUUGACGACAACUUCCCAACAAAUAUGUCAGACAAAGUGCAUGAAUGCGUGUGAGCAAGUGCCCACUAUGCCGGUGUGUGCUGCUUUUCCCUAUGUAACGGCAUAUGCGGACCGGAAUGACGGUAUGAUCACCUUCAAAAAUAAGUGUGAAUUAGACAAAUGGUCUUGUUGGAAUUCAAAAGCAUACAUCUCAGUGAGCGAAGGGACUUGUUUUUGAAAAUGCAAAAUUGAGUUAUCAGUCCAUAACUGUUAAUGACAAUAAAUCAAUAAUUUAUCAAAAAUAUCAAGCUCUUAUAUUUUUACGUACCUAUGUUCCAAUUUUACUAAACCAUGACAUAUUUUAUAUUACGAGAAAAUUACAAUAAAAUAUUUGUUCACAUAA